UUACUCACUGGUCCAUCAUCACUUGUUGUUAAACUUCAGGAAGCUGAGAUAAAUUAUCAGUGGGAUUAGAAAUUCGAACAUUGAAAAUGAUUUCUAAAGCCUUCAUUCUCGCCGUUGCCAUUACGCUGAUCGUAGCUGAACAGGACCCAUCAACUUCACCCUGUGAGCCAGGAACGCAAUUCAAACAUUAUUGCAACGAUUGUACAUGCAGUGCCGAUGGAACAGGCGCUGCUUGCACAAGACAGGCUUGUUAUCCAGGACUUUUCAACAAGGAUGGUACCCUCAACAACAUUGAGACAACAACAAUUAAAACUGAGGAGCUCCCUGCGUUGCCAGCUGAUUUGUCAUGUGUGGCUGGGCUAAUGUACAAGAAUGAUUGUAACACCUGUCGAUGUAUAGAAGAUAAUAAGCCCGUCUGUACUUUAAUGGCCUGUGUAGAUCCUCCAAAGUAAUAAAGAAUUAUCCAAUUUCCACGCGAAUAAUGUCUUGAUUAUGGAUUGUAUUACAUCUGUGCAAAUAUAAUAAAAUUUUCAUUUGUAA
Molecule: messenger RNA, 540 nt
Organism: Fopius arisanus
Lineage: Eukaryota; Metazoa; Arthropoda; Insecta; Hymenoptera; Braconidae
Product: pacifastin-like protease inhibitor cvp4
Exons: 3
Coding region: 87-452 (121 amino acids)
Molecular function (GO): peptidase inhibitor activity
Source: RefSeq, a predicted model, not a curated record